ACUGUUACGUAAUGGUUGUGUUUAGACACCGACCUUGACGAGCACCUCAGAUGCAUCGUCGCAAAGCAGGUAUUUGUGUUCUUCAGCUCACGCAGCGGAGGUGUGCAUCAACAGCAACCAAAGUCAAGCCAUCGGAAUGGCCCUCCGUUGACCCCGUUCUUCCCCAAAAGCCAACCCCAAGCAAAUGGGUUAGAGUAAAAACGACAUCCUUUAAUCACGAAUCUAACGACUUCCGAGGCGCGUCUUUGCGUGCUGCUCCCUCCACUUCAAAAUGGGCUCGUCCCACAACUCCUCAACCGCAACCUGGCAUUGAGAAAGGAGCUGUUAAUAAAUACGCUCGUCCCACAACUCCUCGAUCGCAACAUGGCAUGGAGAAAGUGGCUGUUAAUAAAUACGCUCGUCCCACAACUCCUCGUUCGCAACCUGACAUGGAGAAAGUAGCUCGUAAUACAUCCGCUCGUCCUACAACUCGUCGAUCGCAAUCUGGCAUGGAGAAAGUAGCUGUUAAUACAUACGCUCGUCCCGCAACUCGUCGAUCGCAAUUUGGGAAGAAAAAAGUAGCCGUCAAUGUAUACAUUCCUACAACAGUUUCUGUUGGUCAAUUAGCAAGACUAUUAAAUGUGCGGCAGACACUACUUCAACGUAAAAUGGUCGAUGCAGGGAUGGCGGCUGAGGCGUCAUAUGAUCAUGUAUUGACGUCCGAUUACGCUGCCCUUCUUGCGGAAGAAUUUGGCCGCAAUCCUAUCGUCAAUGAUGAAGCUGCUUUUGAUAUAUAUCCACCUGCUCCACAUCCUGACCCAACUACUCUUCCAACACGCCCACCUAUCAUUACUAUCAUGGGUCACGUUGACCACGGUAAAACCACUCUUCUAGAUACCCUUCGCUCUGCGUCUGUUGUUGAUAGUGAGGCUGGUGGUAUCACGCAGCAUAUCGGUGCCUUCUCGGUCCCUGUCAAGGGAUCCUCUAGUGGUACAAUUACAUUUCUUGACACACCCGGACAUGCUGCUUUUUCUGCAAUGCGCUCGCGUGGUGCCAGUGUUACGGACUUGAUUGUCCUUGUCGUCGCAGCAGAUGACGGCAUUAUGCCUCAGACAAAAGAGGUUAUAAGGCUUAUCAAGGGAGAGCAAGACAAAAUUGGGGUUGUUGUGGCUAUCAACAAGGUUGAUAAACCAGAAGCGGAUGUAGAAAAAGUCCAGCAUGCACUCCUUGCUGAGGGCGUCCAGCUGGAGGCAUUUGGAGGAGACAUUCCAUCCGUCGAAGUGUCCGGAUUAACAGGACAUGGAUUGAAUGAUCUAAUAGACACCCUGUCAUUGAUGGCCGAGGUACAGGAUUUACGCGCAGAGCAAGAUGGGCCGGCUUAUGGACAUGUUAUUGAAUCGAGGAUGCACAAAGGUCUUGGGCCUACUGCGACAGUUCUGGUUUUACGUGGAUGUUUAACUACUGGUGCUCACAUCCUAGCAGGCACAUCUUCCGGGAAAGUCCGUCUUAUGUCGGAUUCAUCUGGUGCACCUGUUAAGGCCGCAUAUCCCGGAAUGGCAGUCACCGUGUCUGGGUGGCGGUCACUUCCGGGUGCAGGUGACGAAAUUGUGCAGGCCAGCGAGAGCAACGUAAAGAAAGCUCUUGCAAAUAGGAUUAGGAAAAAGGAAGUGGAAACAGUUCUGAUUGACGCGGAGGCAAUUAAUAUUGCGCGUGCUGCAGAGCGUGAAAGAGUCCGGAAGGAAGAGGAUAAGAGUCGAGAUAUGAGGAAUAUAUUAGAUGGCGGCCCUAAAGAGCUCCGGCUGGUGAUCAAAGGUGAUGUGAGCGGGAGUGUUGAGGCCGUUGUGGGCGCGCUGGAAGGGAUCGGGAAUGAACAUGCUCGCGUAAAGGUCGUAUCCACGGGGGUAGGGGAUGUAAUGGAGAGCGAUGUAAUGAUGGCCAAGGCCGCUGAGGGUAUAAUUGUUGCCUUCUCGGUCAAAAUUCCGCGUUCAGUGGAGACUGCUGCGGCACAGAACCACGUCCCAAUUUAUUCGUCCAACAUCAUCUAUCGGAUCAUGGACGAGGUCCGAGACCGAGUCACUGCGUUGCUGCCCUGCACCUAUGAGACCAAAGUGACUGGCGAAGCGACUGUAUUGCAACUUUUCGAUAUCCACCUGAAAGGGAAGGCGACUAAGAAAAUAGCAGGUUGCAGAGUCAGUAAUGGCAUCAUCGAGAAGUCGAAAGGGGCUCGAGUUGUUCGCAAUGGCCAAGUAAUCUAUGAAGGUACCCUCGAUGCACUUAAGCAGCACAAGAAGGAUAUGCUGGAGGUGAAGAAAGGUACUGAAUGCGGGAUCAGUCUGCAGGGCCAUGAGGAUUUGCGUGACGGCGACUUGAUACAGAUGUAUCAAACGAUCGAAAUACCUGGUAUAUUGUGAUCCGUGGUGCUUUCGAAGUUCAAAUCAUCGAUAUGGUAUUCUUAUCCCUACACUAGAAUUUAGACUAGAGUUUUCGCGUUGAUUCCCAUCAAUCAUCUAAUUGACUCUAUUUGUGUUUUGCUCAUCAAGCACUAGAUCUUUGCCGCCAAUGGUGCCCGUUCGACCACCUACACCGAAAGUCAAGCUGAUGUUGCCAAGGUCACGAGUUGUCUUUUCCAGCAAAGUCCAACUCCUCGUAUCAAGUUUCUUGAGGACCACUUCGACCUUCGUAUUAUAGAAUUUAUACGAAGACCCAUCAGGAUCCACUGGACCAAAAAGGACGAUUGUACGGUGGAAGCGCUUGGGUCCAGGGAGAUAGAGGUUGAAGUGAAUCUGAUUGUGCUCUAUCUCG
Messenger RNA from Suillus bovinus, 2781 nucleotides. RefSeq lists its product as uncharacterized. NCBI's taxonomy places the organism in Eukaryota, Fungi, Basidiomycota, Agaricomycetes, Boletales, Suillaceae. Gene Ontology annotation, molecular function: GTP binding; translation initiation factor activity; GTPase activity. The transcript is spliced from 8 exons. Gene Ontology annotation, biological process: translational initiation. The coding region runs from base 51 to 2390 and encodes 779 amino acids. The record is from RefSeq and is a predicted model, not a curated record.